GCAGAUGAACUGCAUUAAAUAAAACGAGGUCCGACGUAGGCAGUUUGCAGUGCUUCAGCUACAUAGCCACUUAGCUGCUAACGUCGCGUUAUAAUUGCGUCUAAGCGGACAGACUUGCAGCUUAUUAUGCGAGUUCCAGUGCUGCUUGCUUUAUAUCGCUAUUCUAUGCCACGUUUUCUGUAGAUCAAGCCACUUUGUGUUUAUUAAAAGUAACGCUAGCGAGCUAGCUAACGUUAGACAGAUAAUGGUGGCUGGCUAACUAGCAUCAGCUGCCAACGCAGAGGCAAUAAAUCCAUUACGCUAAGCAAAGCAGCCACCUCAUCUCGAAUCAGCUAAUGUUUCUUGUUUGAAUAAAUAGUCAAAAUAGUGUUCUCGAUGCAAGGUUACUUCAGCAAUUACAUCAGACUAACACAGCAGCUGGAGAAUAGGUGUUAGACACAGGUACAGAGUCUACAGACCAGCAGUCAUCGGUACUCUCCCCCCUCCUGGUUUCUAAAAAGCUGCCCAAACCGUGUGGCAAAUGGAGAAUGGGGGCUGGGGAUAUAUGAUGACUGAUCCAGUCACUCUGAAUGUGGGGGGUCACCUGUACACCACCUCCCUGUCCACCCUGCAGCGGUACCCUGACUCCAUGCUGGGGGCCAUGUUUGGCGGGGAUUUCCCCUCCGCCCGCGAUGCUCAGGGCCACUAUUUUAUCGACCGCGAUGGCCCGCUGUUCCGCCAUGUGCUCAACUUCCUGCGCACGUCAGAGCUCACUCUUCCCACUGACUUCAAGGAGACGGAGCUCCUCCGCAAGGAGGCCGACUUCUACCAGAUAGAGCCCCUGAUCCAGUGCCUGAGAGACCCCAAACCGCUCUACCCUCUGGAUACCUUCGAGCAGGUGGUGGAACUGUCCAGCACCCGCAAGCUCUCCAAGUACUCCAACCCUGUGGCGGUGAUCAUCACUCAGCUCACCAUCACCACCAAGGUACACGCUCUGCUGGAGGGCAUCGCCAACAGCUUCACCAAGUGGAACAAGCACAUGAUGGACACCAGGGACUGCCAGGUGUCCUUCACCUUCGGGCCCUGCGACUACCACCAGGAGGUGUCCCUGCGCGUCCACCUGAUGGACUACAUCACCAAGCAGGGCUUCACCAUCCGCAACACGCGCGUGCAUCACAUGAGCGAACGGGCCAAUGAGAACACAGUCGAGCACCACUGGACGUUCUGCAGGCUGGCCCGCAAGGUGGAGGACUGAUGCGCUCUUAUGCCACGCCCACUGCCACGGCCAGCGCCACACCCAGCAGUACUGCCGCCGGAAACACAGUCUCGUUGUCAUGGGAAUCUCCGCCAUCAGGAAUCCACAGACAGGCUGUCAGGUGUUUUCUGUCUUAUUUCACGGAAGAAACAAAUGGCAUUCCGGGCACCAUUAAUCAUGACAGGAGAAAUAAAAUAAUAUGGCUUAAGGUGUUUAUCAUUUAUUGUUUUAAAAAAAACUGCUUUUGUUCUGCAUUUUGAAAGAUAUUUCAAAAUGUUGGUAUCAAUAAUGUGCAAUCUCCAGUGGAGAGUACUUUGUUGACGGGUUCAGGUAAACUGCAAUUUCAGGCAACGUAAGCAAAAUCAAGCAAGCCAGUAUUUUACUGAACUGUCAACAGAAUCGGAUGAAUGCUUGAGUAUUGAGCUGAUAGAUUGACUAAAGGUCCAGUAACAUCAUGGGCGUGUGCCAAGAAAAUGUUCUAUGACAAAAUGCAUUCCUCUAUUUCAGUCCCUUAUACAGCCAUAGGAGUAUUCUACCUGUCUGCACCAGGUAGGGUUUUAAUAAGCACAAUGUGCAGAACUACAUUACCCAGGAAUGGCUGUUUCUGCGGUGUUAGCAGUACCCAGUAUGAAUAUUAUAGAUGUUCUGUUUUGUGCACUGCAUGAUACAUUAAGAGAAUAUUUUGCAUGUGAUCUUUACAGAAAAGGUGUCCUCUUUCUGAGCGGUGAAGUAUUGAAAUGUCAUGGCAGCAAGUGUAUAAGUCAAACAUGAAUUAGCCUUUGAGAUCUUAAGGCUGUCGGUGUCAUUUAUAAUUAUCUCAGUGGUAAAAUUUAAUGCAGCCUUUCAUCAAGUGACAGAUUGUCAAUGUUAGACGGUUACUGCUCAACAACUAAUGAGAGCAUUCGUUUUCAUCAGCUGUUUUUACAGUUCUGUUUCAGUAUAGCAUCGUACAUAGACAGGGCAUUUCAUUAUUUAUUUGUUUCACGGUAAAUCAUGUCAGUAGAAUAUGUAUCUUAGGUUUGAAAUGCAAAUAGAUUUUCAUCAUUGUACCCCUACAUUGUUAAAUAACUUGUGUGCAGAAUUGAGACUAGUCCAGAGGAGUUGCCCUUUCAGAUGGCUGUUCAUUUUAACUUGUGCAUGACCACAAGAUUUAUAAAUGUCACCCCAUUGCAAUGGAUUGUGCCCUCCACAUUGUAAGGAAACAGGUGAAUUCCACAUUAAAUGUUUAAAUGUGUCA
Molecule: messenger RNA, 2471 nt
Organism: Anguilla rostrata (American eel)
Lineage: Eukaryota; Metazoa; Chordata; Actinopteri; Anguilliformes; Anguillidae
Gene: kctd6b
Product: potassium channel tetramerization domain containing 6b
Exons: 3
Coding region: 521-1234 (237 amino acids)
Biological process (GO): protein homooligomerization
Molecular function (GO): protein binding
Source: RefSeq, a predicted model, not a curated record